CUUCGGGAAGAACCUGCAGGACUCUGGUUUGGAGCAAUCGCCUCCGUAUCCCAAACCAACACUUCACUCUCUCUCCCGUGGCCAGCGGCUCCACAUACCUUCUCUCCCAUGCGCAUCUAAUCCACUUCCAAGCAGCAUCCAUGGCCUCUACUUCCACCUCUACUAUCUCUCUCUCCUCUCAUCCUAAGAUUUUCCUCCGACUUCAUUCGCUAGGGCUCCGACCUCUGGGAUUUCGCCGUUCUAGCUUCGAUUAUCAUGCCAAUGGUGCGUUGGUUUCGGUUGCGCACUGGAGAAGAGGUUUUAGGUUCAGAAAUUUGGUGUUGAAGGCUACGUUGAGGUCCGAGGGCGGCUCCAGGCGGGCUGCAACUUCUCGAAGAGUUUACAGGGAGUCUCAAACGGAGAGCUCCUCGGUGAUUGCCCCGCUGAAGCAGGUUGCCUCCAAUGUUUUACCUGCUGGCGUGUUCAUCGUGGUUACGUUCGUUUUAUGGAAAUUGGUGGAAAGACUCACGAUUCCGAAGUCAGAUAGGUCUUCAUCUGAGAGAAACAAAUCCCCAGCCCAAGAAGCUAAAUGGUCAUUCGGUGCUGGUAUAAAUUUGUUUCCAAAUCUUACCGCCAAGAUUGACAGGGAAGCCAAAUUGAAGCUUAAUGACUUUGCAAAAGAACUCCGGACUUUUAGAAGUGUCGACAUGACAGCACGCAACUUUGGAGAUGAAGGCCUGUUUUUUCUUGCUGAGAGUUUAGGAUACAAUCAGACGGUUGAGGAAGUUAAUUUUUCUGCAAAUGGAAUAACAGCUGAAGGGAUAAAAGCAUUUGAUGGUGUCCUUCAAUCAAAUAUCGUUUUAAAGACCCUUGAUCUUUCUGGCAACCCAAUUGGAGAUGAAGGAGUUAAGACCCUGUGUGAUUUGCUGGUGAAAAAUUCUAGCAUUCAGACGCUUCAGCUAAACAGUACUGACAUAGGAGAUGAGGGUGCAAAAGCUGUUGCCGAGAUGCUGAAGAAAAAUUCAAGCUUGCGCAUACUUGAACUUAACAAUAACAUGAUUGACUAUUCUGGAUUUACAAGUCUUGGUGGAGCACUUCUUGAAAACAACACUAUACGGAACAUACAUCUUAAUGGCAAUUAUGGUGGUGCCCUGGGAGCUAAUGCUUUGGCUAAAGGACUUGAAGGGAACAAAUCAUUGAGGGAACUUCACAUGAAUGGAAAUUCAGUUGGUGAUGAGGGCGUGCGUGCUUUAAUUUCAGGUUUAUCUUCUCGUAAAGGAAAACUUGCACUUCUUGACAUUGGUAACAACUCAAUCACUGCCAAAGGUGUCUUUCAUGUUGCCGAAUUCAUGAAGAGAACUAAGAGCUUAGUUUUACUGAAUUUGUUCAUGAAUGAUAUUGGCGAUGAGGGUGCUGAAAAGAUUGCUGAGGCUCUAAAGCAAAAUCGGUCAAUAAAAACUUUAGACCUGGGAGGGAAUAACAUACAUGCUGAGGGUAUUACCAAAAUCGCCCAAGCAUUGAAGGAUAAUGAUGCCAUCACCACUUUGGAGAUUGCUUACAAUCCCAUUGGACCAGAAGGUGCGGAGGCUUUAUCCGAGGUGCUGAAGUUUCAUGGAAAUGUAAAAAACCUCAAGCUUGGUUGGUGUAAGAUUGGACCAAAAGGUGCUGAAUUAAUUGCCGAAACUCUGAAAUAUAAUACUACAAUAUCUGUCUUGGAUUUACGGGGCAAUGGUCUCCGGGACGAGGGUGCAACUUGCCUAGCUCGCAGCUUGAAAGUGGUUAAUGAAGCUUUAACUUCACUAGACUUGGGUUUCAACGAAAUAAGGGAUCCCGGUGCAUUCGCCAUUGCCCAAGCACUCAAAGCGAACGAGGACAUAGCAGUUACAUCCUUGAAUCUUGCCAAUAACUUCCUGACCAAAUUUGGACAGAGUGCUUUAACCGAUGCGAGAGAUCACGUCCAUGAAAUGUGUGAAAAGGAAGUUAGUAUUUCAUACUAAAACGCUUCCUUUCAUGAACAUAUGCUGAAUUUUGAAGAUGCUGCAAGUAUGUUGUUUGAAUUCUUCUCCCCCCAAAGUUUUCAGUUGAUUUCUUGUUCGAGGGAGUAGCUUUGAAAUUUUGACGUCGAGAGGAAUAGGAAAUUGUAUCAUAAUUUCUCAUCUAUUCUUUAUUGGGUCUUAUAAACUUUUUCAAACCUAUAAAAAAGUUACCAAUAAGAGAAUCCCUUUUGUGUUA
Cucurbita pepo subsp. pepo (vegetable marrow) is the source of this 2211-nucleotide messenger RNA. RefSeq names its product RNI-like superfamily protein. Lineage: Eukaryota; Viridiplantae; Streptophyta; Magnoliopsida; Cucurbitales; Cucurbitaceae. Gene Ontology annotation, biological process: nucleocytoplasmic transport; activation of GTPase activity. Gene Ontology annotation, molecular function: small GTPase binding; GTPase activator activity. The record is from RefSeq and is a predicted model, not a curated record. Gene Ontology annotation, cellular component: nucleus; cytosol; perinuclear region of cytoplasm.